Molecule: messenger RNA, 1440 nt
Organism: Drosophila melanogaster (fruit fly)
Lineage: Eukaryota; Metazoa; Arthropoda; Insecta; Diptera; Drosophilidae
Exons: 3
Coding region: 408-800 (130 amino acids)
Cellular component (GO): endosome membrane; membrane; lysosomal membrane
Source: RefSeq, marked reviewed
AGUUUAAAGUGGACCCUCGUAUGUGCACUUAUACUUAUGCCGAGAUGUAUCUGCGUGUGCGUCCGAAUAAAAAGUACUUUAAAUUUAAGCGCAAAUUAAAUCGGAAUAUUUUUCUGUGGUUAUAUGUGCUAUAUGGUGUAAUCCAUCGCAUGGUGUAGUGUGAUAAUAUCGAGAUAUUUAAUUACCAACGAAUGCAACAAGCUGUUUCAAUCCAAUCCACCCACCCACACCAACACACACACACCUGUAAACCCGUUGCCUGUUGCUCUUGUUUUGCCACGCCCCCCGCGUCCUUGCCGCGCCCUGAAGUGGUUAUUUUUGGCGCGACUACGUCAUCUGUGACAUCUGAAUCGGUCGAAAACAUCUGGCGACACUCAACCGCCAAGUGCAUUUACUAGCCUAGCAACAUGAGUAAACCUGGCAGUGCUCCUCCGCAGUUCACCUAUGUGCCGCCCCCUUCGGCCCCGCCCUCUUACCAGGAGGCGGUGGGCGGAGUGAAGCCGGUGGGUCCAUAUACGCCCGUGGUGGCGCCCGCAACCACGGCAAAUACCACGAUUGUGACCACGGUUGUGCCCAUUAGCCGCACUUCGACGCACAUGAUCUGUCCAUCGUGCCAUGCCGAGAUCGAGACGACUACGCGCACCGAGCCGGGAAUGAUUGCCUACUUGUCCGGAUUUUUGAUUGCCCUAUUUGGUUGCUGGCUGGGAUGCUGCCUAAUACCUUGCUGCAUCGACGACUGCAUGGAUGUGCAUCACUCGUGCCCCAACUGCCGCGCAUAUUUGGGGCGAUACCGUCGAUAGGAUUGAGCGAGCAGGUCCAGCAAGGGGUUCCGUGGUGUAGAUUGAUUACUUUAAGCAAGCGUUUUUUGCCUUUAUUUAUUUAAUUGUAGUAAUAUCAUUUGGAUUCCACAGCGAAGGCAGAUGGAAAGAGCCAAGGCUUCCCUUAAUCUAACGCUAACUCGCUAAAUUGCUCCGCUGUUUUACAUUUUGGUUCGCCCAAUCCUUAAUUGUUAUGUGUAUGUUUCUGCCACGCUAAAGAUAGUAAAUACGUAUACAUUAAAAUAUCCAGCGCUUCGCGGAUAGGACAGCCACUAUAAAAACUCAAAUAAUGAAUCCGCCUUUCUAGGUACCCACAUAUGUAUGUACAAGCCUGAUUACGAGCACAAAAGUCGCUUGUGUGUCCAUUUUGAAGAACAGGCCCUUUGAUAUUGCACAAAUUGUAAAUCUUUUGAAGUCCGUCUUAUGUUUUUCGCACAUUGUUUAAUGAAUAAAUCGCUUAGAAUGUAGUCAAAAGAUAAAAUACAACAUAUUUUUGUAACAAAGUGUAAAUGUCUUCAGCGAAAGUGCAUAUUGUAUACUGUGAAAGUUAAUCUCCCUAAUAAUUAAUCACGAAAUCUAUAUAAUUGACUUUUAAUUUUUAAAUAAACUUAAAAAUGUCACC